Molecule: messenger RNA, 522 nt
Organism: Aspergillus pseudotamarii
Lineage: Eukaryota; Fungi; Ascomycota; Eurotiomycetes; Eurotiales; Aspergillaceae
Exons: 2
Coding region: 1-522 (173 amino acids)
Source: RefSeq, a predicted model, not a curated record
AUGGCACUUCCUCCAGGACUAACAAAAGACCGAUACGAGGUGCAGUUCGGCACCAACCAUCUAGGCCAUACAUUGCUGAUCCAGAAGCUGUUACCACUACAGCAACGUACCACCGAAACAGGCACGGAUGUACGCGUCGUUAUCCUCACAUCGAUAUGUUAUCAGCUGCAUCCCUAUGGGGUUAUCAUUUCCGACGACUUGAAAAUUACGCAGGACUACGGCUUCUUGGUAUCCUGGAGACAGUACGGUCAGAGCAAGCUGGCUAAUAUUUUGUAUACCCGAGAAUUGGCUCGUCGGUAUCCGGGUAUUACCGCCGCCUCAGUUCAUCCCGAGAUGGUCACGCUCGAGGACGGUGCGUAUAACCAGUUGUGGGCUGCUACGACGUCUAAGGAUCGUUUGAUGACCGGUCAGUUAUAUAUGCUGGUUGGUGUUGCGUCUAACGAUAAGCUCACCGAGACCGCGCAAGACGAUGUAUUGGCUGGCCAGCUUUGGGGGUGGACGGAUAAGGCAUUGGAAGACUAA